Acinonyx jubatus (cheetah) is the source of this 5853-nucleotide messenger RNA. It is a transcript of the gene DGKG, whose product is annotated as diacylglycerol kinase gamma. The transcript has 27 exons. Gene Ontology annotation, biological process: diacylglycerol metabolic process; intracellular signal transduction; lipid phosphorylation. Gene Ontology annotation, molecular function: ATP-dependent diacylglycerol kinase activity; calcium ion binding. Lineage: Eukaryota; Metazoa; Chordata; Mammalia; Carnivora; Felidae. Bases 581 to 2953 code for a protein of 790 amino acids. Gene Ontology annotation, cellular component: plasma membrane. The record is from RefSeq and is a predicted model, not a curated record.
UCCGCGGGAGAGUGGCAGCCGGACUCGCGGAGCGGCUAGGGGCGGGGCGCCGCAGUGCCGUAGUAGCGGGCAGCCGGGACGCACUGCCUUGGAGCCGCGGAUACGCGAGCAGGCGCAGGACCCGGCACUGCCUAGCCCCCGUCCCGCCGCCCCAGACCCGCGGCGCCCGCUCGGGCCGUCCCCCUCCCCGAGAGGGCUGCGCUGGCGGGAAGGCGCCCAGACCACAGCCCCGGCCCCCCUUCCUGCCUCUCGGUUCCUCUUUCCUCCCAAGUAAGGGAAUAAGCCCCGAGGAAGGAGCGCCCCGGGGAACCGCGCAACCAAGUGUUGCAUGGUGAGGAGGAGCAAGGAUUUCUGAAGACCUUGACUACGGAUAGAAGCAUGCUGUUGGAAGAGUAGCACAGGUCUUCUCUCAUCUGCUCCAACGUGCCCACUACUGCCAUAGACACGUGCAUCCUCCGUGGUUCCUGAAGGGCCUGUCCACCGUGUACCUGCAGUGAACCAGGCCCUGGGCUGGGCCUCAGCUUCACCCUGGUGAACAAAACUCCAUCCCUGGCCUCAAGCACUCACACCCAGGUUAAAGAUGAGUGAAGAACGGUGGGUCUCCCUUACUCCAGAAGAAUUUGACCAACUCCAGAAAUACUCAGAAUAUUCUUCCAAGAAGAUAAAGGAUGUCUUGGCUGAGUUUAAUGAGGGUGGGAGCCUCAAACAAUAUGAUCCACAUGAGCCAAUUAGCUAUGAUGUCUUCAAGCUGUUCAUGAGGGCAUACCUGGAGGUGGACCUUCCUCAGCCACUGAGCACGCACCUCUUCCUGGCCUUCAGCCAGAAGCCCAGACAGGAGACCCCUGACCACCCAACGGAGGGGGCCAGCAAUGAGGCCAGUGGCCCAGAUGCCAACAUACAGAAUGUGGAUAAUGGUGCCAAAGCAGAUGAGGCGUGUGCCCCUGAUACAGAAUCAAAGAUCACCGAGAAGCAGGUGCCAGCAAAAGACCAAGUGGCUGCAACCCUCCUGGGAAAUCCUGUUGUUCCAUCUCCAGGCUCAGAAUCCCCUAUAGUGUACCUGAAGGAUGUCGUGUGUUACCUGUCCCUGCUAGAGACGGGGAGACCUCAGGAUAAGCUGGAAUUCAUGUUUCGUCUCUAUGAUUCAGAUGAGAACAGUCUCCUGGACCAGGCGGAGAUGGAUCGUAUUGUCAACCAGAUGCUUCAUGUUGCCCAGUAUCUGGAGUGGGAUCCCACGGAGCUGAGGCCUAUACUGAAGGAGAUGUUGCAAGGAAUGGACUACGACCGGGACGGCUUUGUGUCUCUAGAGGAAUGGGUCCACGGAGGGAUGACCACCAUCCCACUGCUGGUCCUGCUGGGCAUGGAUGACUCUGGCUCCAAGGGGGACGGAAGACAUGCCUGGACCAUGAAACACUUCAAGAAACCCACCUACUGCAACUUCUGCCACAUCAUGCUGAUGGGCGUUCGGAAGCAAGGCCUGUGCUGUGUUUAUUGUAAAUACACUGUCCACGAACGCUGUGUAUCCAAAAACAUUCCUGGAUGUGUCAAAACAUACUCAAAAACCAAAAAGGGCGGUGAGGUGAUGCAGCACGCGUGGGUGGAAGGGAACUCUUCUGUCAAGUGUGACCGGUGCCACAAAAGUAUCAAGUGCUACCAGAGCGUCACCGCGCGGCACUGCGUGUGGUGCCGGAUGACGUUUCACCGCAAAUGUGAAUUAUCAACGUUGUGUGAUGGUGGGGAACUGAGAGACCAUAUUUUGCUGCCCACUUCAAUAUGCCCUGUCACCCGGGACAGGCAAGGUGGGAAGUCUGAUGGCAGCGUGUCAGCCAAGGGUGAACUUGUGAUGCAGUAUAAGAUCAUCCCCACCCCGGGUACCCACCCCCUGCUGGUCUUGGUGAACCCCAAGAGUGGAGGGAGACAAGGAGAAAGAAUCCUUCGGAAAUUCCACUAUCUGCUCAACCCCAAACAAGUUUUCAACCUGGACAAUGGGGGGCCCACUCCAGGGUUGAACUUUUUCCGUGAUACUCCAGACUUCCGUGUUUUAGCCUGUGGAGGAGAUGGGACAGUUGGCUGGAUUCUGGAUUGCAUUGAUAAGGCCAACUUCGCAAAGCAUCCACCGGUGGCUGUCCUGCCUCUUGGAACAGGAAAUGACCUGGCCCGCUGUCUCCGCUGGGGAGGAGGUUAUGAAGGGGGCAGCUUGACAAAAAUCCUGAAGGACAUCGAGCAGAGUCCCUUGGUGAUGCUAGACCGCUGGCAUCUGGAAGUCAGCCCCAGAGAAGAGGUGGAGAAUGGGGACCAGGUCCCGUACAACAUCAUGAACAACUAUUUCUCCAUUGGUGUGGAUGCUUCCAUUGCACACAGAUUCCACGUGAUGAGAGAGAAGCACCCUGAAAAAUUCAACAGCAGGAUGAAGAACAAACUGUGGUACUUUGAAUUUGGCACCUCUGAGACCUUUGCGGCCACCUGCAAGAAGCUGCAUGACCACAUAGAGUUGGAGUGUGACGGGGUUGGGGUAGACCUGAGCAACAUCUUCCUUGAAGGCAUUGCCAUUCUCAACAUUCCCAGCAUGUACGGAGGCACCAAUCUCUGGGGAGAAACCAAGAAGAACCGGGCUGUGAUACGGGAAAGCAGGAAAGUCGUCACUGACCCCAAGGAACUGAAAUUCUGCAUCCAAGACCUCAGUGACCAGCUCCUCGAAGUGGUGGGGCUAGAGGGAGCCAUGGAGAUGGGGCAGAUCUACACUGGCCUGAAGAGUGCGGGCAGGAGGCUGGCCCAGUGCUCCUCAGUCACCAUCAGGACAAACAAGUUGCUGCCAAUGCAAGUGGAUGGAGAGCCCUGGAUGCAGCCACCUUGCACAAUUAAAAUUACUCACAAGAAUCAAGCGCCUAUGAUGAUGGGGCCUCCCCAGAAGAGCAGCUUCUUUUCACUGAGGAGGAAGAGCCGUUCAAAAGACUAAACAACGUGCCAAAUGCCAGUUAAACCAAGAGAGAAAAUAAGAAACUGUAACACAUACACACACACACACACACACACACGCACACGCACACACGCACACUCAUCUCUAACCAGUGGAAGCAAAGCCACCCUUCAGGAAGAAAUCUUCACCUUCCCGUACGUUCAUUCUCUCUUCUUCAACAAAGGACACACCCCAACAGAGCCAGGACCCCCAGAAAAUUUUGAAUGGACCCAGGGCCCACCAGGGUGAUGUUGGCUCUUGCAGCAACCUCCACAUUCCCAGAAGGCCUUGAGUGGGACUUUCUGAGACUGAAGGAGAAGUCCCCCUUUCUUCCCACCAGUCUUGCAAGGUCCCUCAUGGACGCUCACAAGGAAGCAGGCUGCAGGUUUCCUGCCUAUGGUGAGAUCGGAUGUGGCCAAGGGAAAGCGCUCCCAUUCCAGAGAACUUACACAAAGGUCCCUCUGUACAGAGACAAACAGCCUCCAACUCUCAAAGCAUAACCCUUGGCAGGGCUCAGCAAGCGCACGUUGGUUUCUUAGUUGUCCUUCAAGCAGCAACUUCUGCCUGAACUUGCUGAGGAGGCAGAAAGGCUGUGGAAAGCUGUGUUUCCAUUCUUGGUUCUCCACACUGUCAGUGGGCACUUGCUAUUUUCCCAAAGCCUUCUCCUGGUGCCUGUGUGUUUGUUUGGAGACGGCUCCAAGAGCCCCCAGAGCUGCCUGUACAGCACACCUUAGAUGUGGUAUUUAUUUUCUUAGUUCUGUGAACACCUGGGAGGGAAAGCAGAGAAACUGGGAUUUAUUUUUCAAAUUGGUGUCAUAAUAUUGUGUAAAAAGGGAAGAAAAAAAACCACCCCCAGCUUCUUUCUUUUUCAAGCCAAAGCGUGUUUCCUGUUUGAGUUCCAAGCCCUGGUGGCAGACUAUUUCCUGAAGGCAGAGAAGAUGAGAAGGAAGGACCCUUUGCUGAGAAGACCAGGAGACAAACCAUCAGGUGGCUCCCACCUUCCUCUUUGCACCUACCACUCCCAGAGUGUGAGCUGAAGGCCCUUCUGAUGAUCUAAUGUGUGUGUACAUAUAUGUAGCAUAUAUAUUUAUAUAUAUAUAAAUAUUUAUUUACUGAUGGACUUCUCCUGACUGAAAAAAAAUAUGUAGAAUAGGAACAGAAAAGUGGGAAGGAAAAAGAAAGUUUUCACUCCCCCAUUCCACCAUUUCAUGGUCAAGACACAUUUCCCCAUGGUGAUCAUGAGAUUUAAGGGAAGUGAAAGUAGCUUCUUAUUGUAAAGAGACUGAGAAUUCCUAUUCUGGAUUCUCAAAACAACCAUGAAAGAUACGCUGGACAGAAUUUACUCUCCCAUUUGUCAGAUAAAGGCACCGAGUCUCUGAAAAGUUAAGAGACUUGUCCGUGGUAUCUUAGCUGAUGUGGUUUGAGAAUAAGUGCCACUAAGAGGAUAUUUAUUAGGGAAAAGAACCCGCACGUCUUAGAAUAGGGUCAUUUCUGGUCACUGGGAAAUGAUUCCAUUCGAGUCCAGGUUGCCAGGGAAGAAUGAACAUGUAGCCCAUGUGAGGACGGGACAGGCUCACAUGAGAAAAUAGGGGCCUCGUGAUGCUUCCCGGAGAUUCUAUCUGGCCUGAACUGGUAAGAAGUUGGUCUGGGUUGAAGGCACUAGACAGAUCAUCAAAUUAAACUCUAUCACGUGUCAACUCAUCAUGGUCCUCAUGGCCUCCUAGUCUGGAAACACCUCUGGCUGCAGGGAUGACCUCAAUGGAGACUCACAAGAUGGACUGAGGCACCUUCUUCAAGGUGCUCCCAGCCAGUACCCAGAGGGGUCUUGGCAGAGGCCAAUGGGCUUCCUGCAGCUGGUGCCGGCAUCACCCUCCUUUCCUGAGGGCAAGUCUGUGUAGAACUUCAUUACUAGACAGAAACAUUUGCCUUGGCGCCUUCACUCCACUGGACCGCCAUCCCCUCUGAGAUUUCUUAAGAGGAAACGUGGGCCCACUAGACAUUGCUCCACUGAGCUCUCUCUAAUCUUGCACUGGGUCAGGAGCUUUGCACAAGGAAGGGAAAUUAAGACUGUUUGUACACACUGAUCCUAACUGUGAAGGAAGCUGUCAUCUAGGACCAUCCUGCUGGACCUAAUAGUGCAAAACAGUGGGUGAGGGGAAAACCAGGCCGUCUGGAGAAUGUCUUGAAUGAUGGGAUCCUUGGUGAUGGGAUGGACCAGCAAGCUCCAGAAUAACAACAGGUACUAUCUUGGAAGCCACUUGAUUUCGAAACAAAGGCAGGUGUGGGCUCACUAAUUCUGAGACAUUUACAGACAUUUUUGCAUGUCUGAUCCCCCAAGAUUGAGGCUGUCAAAACAUAGCACUGUCAACAGGUGGAACUGAGUCUCAGUGACUCACAAGUCAGAGUGGCCGUGGCCUGCUCUAGUCCAGUGCAUAAGACUUGCAGUGUUGCUGGAGAGACAUGUCCCAAGGCCUCCUUAGAACCACACAGUAUAAUACACCAGUGGAAUUGCACUUCCAGCUUGAAAACUGGUACUAAUAGGUCACCAGGAAAUGGCACGAUCUUCAAGAAAAGAAAAAUUUUCCUGAUGAAUAUUUCCUCUCUCCCCAACAUCUUUGAGGUGAAAGGAUUGAGAACUAACUAGAUCUUUUAACUCAGAGCAACAUACAUCGUGGAAGGUGUUAAGAACAGAGGAUAUCAUUAAAAUUGCUGUUUGGGGUUUGCUGUCAUCACUCUCUGCUCCCACCAGGCAUUAAGAUGACAAGAGGCAGGAGAUCCGACUAAAGAGAAGAAGGUCCUACAGCAAGUUGCUGACCCAGCUUACAGCACAGCUGCCCUCUUCCACAGAAUGAGAAGAAGCAACCUUUUGUGCCUCUGUGUACCAUCACCCUCAACGCUCG